AUGGACUUUGAAGAAUUCGAAGAUCUCAUUUAGAGGAAAGAAGAUAAUGUUAUUCAUUUAAAAUUUAUUGAUAAAGAUGAAGAUAAAGAAGUCAAAGAAUAUGAGUAGAAAAAAUAAAAAGUCUUUAAUUUUGAUUCUUCUGAAAUAUCGAUUGAUGAUGAAUAGGGUAAAAAUGAUAUCUUAAAAAAAGUAUUAAGAGGAGAUUUAUUUCAUAAUCAGGCUCAUGAAGAAGUCGAAAACGGUGAAAAUCUAGACACUACUAUCCAAGAUGAUAAUAAGUCUACUAAUGCUAUAAAAAAAAGACCAAAUAUAGAGGGUAGCUAAGACAUAUUUUCUGAAUUAAAUGGUGAUAAUUCUCCAUUAAACGAAAUGAGAAUAAGUAGAAAAAAUAUUGGAACAUUUCAAGAUGAGUUUGAUAAGUAGUAAAUCAAGUAAAUCAUUUAGGAAAUGAACAACCCCUAAGAAAGAUUAAAAAUGUGUCUCAUAGAUGUAAAAUAGUAAACUGCAGAAGAGCUAUUAAAAGAAAUAAAUGAAGCAGUACACCAAGCUAAUCCUCACAUUAAGAAAAUUACGCAUCAUCAAAGGCGAGGAAGGAUGUAGACAGUCAUUGGUAUUCCAAAUUAAGUCUAAAUGCUCAUAAGUUAGCAAGAAUAGAUGAAAUUAGAAUAGAAUUUAGAAAAGUUAGUACAGAAUAGAAGUAUACGAUAAACAAGUAAUCAUAGUACCAGUAAUAAUAUAACUUCGUAAAGCUCAAUGCAUACUCUUGUAAUUCCUAGUGAUAAGGAUAAAUUAUGUAGCGGUGAAAGAGGAGCAAAUAACCCUUAAAAUCAAAAUAUCACUUCAUAAAUUAAAGUUUAGACUUAAGUUUUCAAUAAUAAGGCUAUGGUAAGCUCUCAAGAUGAAAUAGAUUCAAAAGGUAUAACUGCUGCUUUCUAGUAGUAAUAGUAAAAUUUAAAUUAAGAUUUGACUAAUUCACAACUGCUCGCAUCAAAGUUAAUUAAAAGUGAACCAUUAAAUCUUCACAAUAAAGCUAAGAAGAGUGAGGAAUUCAAUAUGUUUACUUCUAUUAAAAGUGAAAAAAUAAAUGACAGCUAAGUUAUUCACAGCCGUUUUUAAACAAAUUUAGAAAUUGCUAUCCAGAAUAUCAACAACGAGGACUUAUCUUAAUAAAAAAACAAUCAAAAAGUAAGUAAUAGAUUAGCAUCUUUACUGUAUUAGAGAGCUAAGGAUAAUGAAGAGGAAGAUGUUUAGAAUUCUGCUUAGUUUCCUAAUAUUCAUGGUUAGUUUAAUAGAUUAAGCAAUUAGUUCUACAAUACACCUUUCAUAGGUUAAAAAAACGAUUUUAAUAGUAUGACUUUACAAAACUUACAAAUUUACGAUGAGGAUAACAUUGAAUAAAAAAAAUUUUUGACUGUUUAAAAUAGCGAAAACCAUCUUUUAUCCCCUGUUGAGUAAUAAGGUAAAAGACUUGACAUAUUAAAUAUAAUGAAUAACUUAAAUAAUAAUUAAACUAAGGACAAAAAAAUUACAGAAAAGCAAAUAAGUAAUGCGAUAUCUAGUUUAUAAGAUAUUUAAAGUGGAGAUUUGUAGAAUGAUAAUACUUAAGGAAAUAAAAAUAAUCAUGAUCAAACGUCAUAAAUUUAAAGUGUUAUUUUAAAAAACUAAUAAAAUUCAACUAAUGUUAUCACUUAAAAUACUGAAAUUAAAGAUUAAUAAUAGAAUAACAAUCCUUGUGAACAUAAUUCUGUUGAUCAAAAUAAAGAUCAAAGCAUAUAAACUUCUUAGGAGUAAUCUCUAAAAGAAUCUAAAUAAUCUUCAGUUUUGCCUGAAAGUUCUAAAAAUAACUAAAACCAAGGAACUUAAGUCCAAUUUGAAACUUCUAACUUAAAUGAUAUAGAUAUGAAAAUGCUGACUACCAAAUUAAGACAGCAUAGAAGCAAUACAGUGUUUUAUGAUCAAGAAAAGUAUUUACUAUAAAUGAAAAAAAUAGGAGAAAUGAAUCCUAAUCAUAAUCAUAUAGUCACUGAUGAAAAACCACAAGAAGGAUGUGUUGCAUGUGAACUCCACCAACUUAUGAAAUAACACACCAACAACAAUCCAAAAGAGAAGCCUAACGACUAACAAGAUGUGGUGGAAACAAAAAAUUUAUUUAAAGAAUUACCUUUACACGUUAUUGAAUCUAGAUUUUUCUUAAAACAAAUUUCUCUACUUAAACAAAACACAGAAGAUGGAGAUAAUACAGAUAAACCAUUUGUUAUGGGAAAUAGAAAUAGCCCUGAUUUAAAACCUUUAAGAGUUUAUUUCUUUGGUAGAGAAGAUACCUACAUUGAUUGCUUAAUUAAUUAUGAAAAGACAACAGUUCUCUAAUUUGUAAAAUUUGCUCUUUUAAGCUACAAGAAGAAAACCAGUCUAAAUUAAAGUUUACUAAAGUACCCCUAUUAGCCUUCAAGGUAUAAAAUUUUUCCUAAUCAGGGAUCAAGACCUUCCGAAGUUUACAAGCCUCAGAUGGAGUCUUGUGAACAAGGUGAUAACAUGACAAUGCUCGAUGCUACAGAAGAAUCUUAGGAGAAUGCUUGUUGUUUGGUUGAAGUUGAGGAUAUUAAUGAAACAGAAAAUGAUCACGAUUAUGAAUUGAAAGAAUUUUAGUAAGUUUAUGCUAAAGCAGGUCAAUUAGUAUUUAAGGUAGAAUGUAAAGAGAAAGAAUACUCAACAUUUAUUAGAGUUGAUAAAGAUAAAAAUGUUGAAGAUGUUUUUGAAGAUUUAAUCAAAAGAAAAAAAAUAGAUAUUGAUAGAAAGAAUUAUAUUAUUCAAGCUAAGAUUUUUGGAGUAGAAAAUGAUGUAGAACUUGAUUUAAAAAUGCCUUUGAAGAUUAUUAAUGAUACUUGCUUAAAGAUUAUCAGAAGAGAAUAUGAAGAUAGAUAGGGUGGUUCUAUGGAUGACGAUAACAAGUAAGCUAUAAAUACUCAAAAUGAUCUUGUUAACUAAUAUACAAAUAACUAAGAGGAUUCAAUUAACCUCGACGAGGAUUUAGAUGAUGAAGAAGAUGAAGACGAUCCUGAUUUAAUCAGCUAGAGUCCAACAAAAAUGUUAGCUAAAAAGUAGGCAAAAUAAGUAUAGCUUUAUAAAGAUUAAAUUAAUUAAGACCCAAUCAUCAUGACUAAAUAUGAAGAAUUUGAAGUAACAAAAGUUACUUACGUUAGUAACAAAGUCUCUAAGUUGUCAAAGCGUAUUAUAGGCAUAGAUGAAAAUUUUAUUUAUAAUAGAAAGGUUUAACCGAAAUUAUUUUCUGUUAGAGGUCUCCUUUGUUUUCUUUUCCCAUCUUCUCCCUAUGAUACUAAGUGCCCUAAAAAGAGGAUAGAUGAUAUAAAGUAUAUGUUUAUAAUUGAAGGUGGUAAUUUACUUAUUCAAUUUACAGAAAAAGACAUGGUUAAACAGUGGCUUCUUUACAAUCCAGAUCUAUCUGUAUCACAAAGAAUGUUUUAAAAAUUAACCUAUCUAAAAAAAUCUGUAGAAGUUAGAGUUCCUUGA
Molecule: messenger RNA, 3528 nt
Organism: Tetrahymena thermophila SB210
Lineage: Eukaryota; Ciliophora; Oligohymenophorea; Hymenostomatida; Tetrahymenidae
Exons: 2
Source: RefSeq, a predicted model, not a curated record